AUGAUCAGUGUUGGGAAGACGAAGCAGUAUGCAAACGUUCUUGACAAGCCCCUCAGCCGAGGCAGACAGGAGGUCAGUUUGAGUGCAUUCGCAUUCUUGUUCUCGGAGGUGGUUCAAUACAACCAGACACAAGUUGACAACAUUGCUGACCUGGAACGAAGGCUGGAGGACGCUGGUUAUGCUGUUGGUGCUAGAGUUCUUGAACUGCUGUGUCACAGGGAGAAGGGGAAUAGACGAGAGACUCGACUGCUGGGGAUUUUAUCAUUCAUUCACAGCACUGUAUGGAAAGUACUGUUCGGAAAGGUGGCUGACUCGCUUGAGAAAGGAACAGAACAUGAGGAUGAAUACAUGAUUAGUGAAAAGGAGCUUCUUGUUAACCGGUUCAUUUCCGUGCCGAAAGACAUGGGGGCAUUCAACUGUGGAGCUUUUGUUGCAGGGAUUGUAAGGGGCGUAUUGGACAAUGCUGGUUUUCCAGCGGUAGUUACGGCACAUUUUGUGCCAAUUGAAGGCCAGCAGAGGCCCAGGACAACAAUCUUGAUUAAAUUUGCUGAAGAGGUUUUACGUCGGGAAUCAAGACUUGGCUGA
Messenger RNA from Triticum turgidum subsp. durum (durum wheat), 585 nucleotides. The record is from the annotation of a GenBank genome assembly. NCBI's taxonomy places the organism in Eukaryota, Viridiplantae, Streptophyta, Magnoliopsida, Poales, Poaceae.